UUCUCCCACCAACCCAACAAGAAAAUCAUACUAAGUAAUUGUUGUUCAUCAUCAACUCGUUAAGGAAGAAAAUGGAAAUCCAAGAAGUUGGAAAGUACGAGACUCUUCCACUUCUGUCGCUAAACCAUGUUUCCUUGUUGGUUCGGUCUGUUUGGGACUCUGUUCGGUUCUAUGAAGAUGUUCUUGGUUUUUGCCUCAUCAAACGCCCUUCCUCUUUCAAAUUCAACGGGGCCUGGUUAUACAACUACGGCAUAGGGAUACAUUUCAUUGAGAACGAGGCACUAGACGAAUUCGACACGAUAAUGGAGCCUCGUCCCAUCAACCCUAAAGACAAUCACAUCUCCUUCCAAAGCUCGGAUGUGGAGGUGGUGAAGAGGAAGCUCGAGGAAAUGGGGAUGAGAUACGUGACAGCAUUAGUGGUGGAAGAUGGGAUAGAGGUGGAUCAAGUUUUCUUCCAUGAUCCAGAUGGUUACAUGAUCGAGAUUUGUAACUGUGACAAAAUACCGGUUCUACCAAUUUCAUCGUGCCCGCUUAAGACGAACAUGGGCAUUAAUAUGGGAGAUGUUUAUGGAAACAAUGUUUAUAAUACUAGCAACAACAAGUUCAACAACAAGUAUAUUAAGAAUAUCAAGUGUGGAGUUAUGGAGGCUGUUAUGAUGAAGCUGAGCAUGGAUAUGAUGAAUUUCUCCUUUUAAUAUUUAUAUAUAUAUAUAUAUAUAUCUAUUCUUAAAUUUACUUUUAUAACCAACACUUUCAAAAUCCAUUGGCAAUUGCUAUUAUUAUUAUUUGGCCAUAAUUAAUUAUAUAUGUAUAGUGAGUGAGUGCUUGUAUAUGUGAAUCAUGCAUGUAAUUGAUUCAUAUAUUAAUGUGUGAUGGCUCUCACUUGAUCAUUUUUAUUUUACUGAUUUUCAAUUAAUUAAUUGUGUGAAAUGUUGUUACAAUUUAUAUACAAACCCUUCAAUCUCA
This is a messenger RNA of Impatiens glandulifera, 966 nucleotides long. Its product is annotated as glyoxylase I 4-like. Gene Ontology annotation, molecular function: metal ion binding; lactoylglutathione lyase activity. The transcript is spliced from 3 exons. NCBI's taxonomy places the organism in Eukaryota, Viridiplantae, Streptophyta, Magnoliopsida, Ericales, Balsaminaceae. The record is from RefSeq and is a predicted model, not a curated record. Bases 72 to 695 code for a protein of 207 amino acids.